Messenger RNA from Lucilia cuprina (Australian sheep blowfly), 1009 nucleotides. It is a transcript of the gene Ssk, whose product is annotated as protein snakeskin. The record is from RefSeq and is a predicted model, not a curated record. Gene Ontology annotation, biological process: septate junction assembly. The coding region runs from base 156 to 644 and encodes 162 amino acids. The transcript has 3 exons. NCBI's taxonomy places the organism in Eukaryota, Metazoa, Arthropoda, Insecta, Diptera, Calliphoridae.
UACGAUAUCAUUUGUAGCCGUACGGUGUCAGUUAACGAACGAAAAACGCAACGACAAGUAGAAUAAAGUUUUGAGAAAGAAUAAUACUUUAUUUUAAAGAAAAAUAUUUAAAGAAGCAAAUAAAAACUAAUUACCUAAAAAAAAAAAUAACGAAAAUGGUGUCUGUAGAAACAAUUGGUUCUAUAUUUAUCAAGGCCUUGAAAUUGGUUCUUAAUUUAAUCAUUCUUAUCUUAUAUCGUAUCGGUGAUGGUGGUGAAUUCUUGGGUGUUGGCGGUACUUGGAAUCUAAAUGAGGAGAAAAGUGCCGAUUGUGAAAUUGUGGCCUCAGGAGUAAUGGUGGGUUUUUUCAUCUAUACCGGUUGUCAUACCAUAGCCUUUCUCUUUGGCACCACCAAACAUAAGAGAGAACUUUCCGAUACGAUAAUGAAUGUAGUCGGUACUUUUAUGUGGGUGGCUGUAGGCGGUACUGCUCUUCACUAUUGGAAGGGCUAUAUGAAAGACAAUGAUUUCCUUUAUGUGGCCUCCGAAAGACAAGUUGGUAUUGCUAUGGGUGCUUUGUGUGUUAUAGAGGGAGCUUUGUAUCUAUUGGAUACCGUAUUGGCCUGUAUACACUAUUCCAAGGGUGAUACCGAUUAUGUGCAGUAACUGAACAAAUUCGAGUGAGAACCAUCAACAGCAGUAGUUCAGCAAACGAAUAUAUACUAUUUUCAUAAUCAUAUAUCUUUUUUUUUUUAAUUUUUUUAAACAUAAGUUCAAAUUAGUUUUUAAAGAAAUUUUGACAAAUUUUUCAUUAAACCCUCUAAAACCAUAAAAAUUUUUAAAGUUUUGCAACAAUUCAGACAAAAACUUAGAACAAAUGAAAAGAAAACUUUUUCAAAAAACUACUUCAAAAUUGGAUUAACUUAAUAACUUAAGUCCUUUUUAAAUUACUGAACACAUUUAAAAAAAGUAUUUUUAGUUACUUAAGUCAAUUUUAAGUUUCUUACAAUAAUAAAAUCCUACCAAAAAUU